Saccostrea cuccullata (small rock oyster) is the source of this 2249-nucleotide messenger RNA. RefSeq names its product sacsin-like. Lineage: Eukaryota; Metazoa; Mollusca; Bivalvia; Ostreida; Ostreidae. The transcript has 2 exons. Bases 114 to 2129 code for a protein of 671 amino acids. Gene Ontology annotation, molecular function: Hsp70 protein binding. The record is from RefSeq and is a predicted model, not a curated record.
UGCAGGAUCUUAGAAACAUACCUUUAGUUUUUGUCUCCAGAUAUCCCAAGCUUUUCAAAUGUGAAAUAUUUACACUCUCACUCACCAGAAAUGAUACUUUGGCACCUUACACUAUGUCAUUGCCUGAAGAUUUACAUGGAUAUCAUGCUUUGUUUAAAAAACUGGGAUCCUCAGUUGAAAUUUCAUACAAGACAUAUGCUGAUGUUUUGGAACGCAUAUUUGUUGAAGGAAACAAUGAUCUUCAUGUCAAUGAACUUCGCAUAGCAUUUAUUGCAAUGGAAAAUUUUUUCUUGUAUAUAUCAUCUGAUGCUAAAGGUAAAAGAAUUGCACAUCUAGAUUUAAAAAGACUUUACUUACUCUCUUCAGAGAAGAAACUUGUUGAAUCAAAUAGACUUAUCUUUUCUGAUUCAGAGGAUAUUGAAAAAGCACUUAAAAAGACAACUGUGCAUUUUGAUUUUUUGGUCUCUCUGAAAGGCAUUGACAGAGAAAAAACAUCAAGAUGUUUGAAAUUGUUACCAGAGAAGUUUCGUCCAUUGUUUCUAUCAAAGAUAGUAAAGAGAGAAGCAGAUUUAACUAAUUUAAUUGAAAUUGAACCUGAUAUUUCCGGAGAAGUAAUUUCGUUUUUGAAUAGCCCAGAAUUUACUAAUGGUAUUGUCAGGCUGAUCUGCAAAGAGAGGAGAUUAGAAAAAAAAGAAAUACCAACAGAUGAAGAAAUAAAUGUUAUGCGACAAAAGCUUCAGAGAGUUCGUGUCCUGUUUGUGGAAAACUUAGAGACAUUGUACAUCCAUAAAAGUGAAGUAAUUUGUAAAAGGCCAAAGUUUACUCACCUGGAUUACAACCAAGACAGUAAACCAUUUCACUGUAUUCUGUAUGCACGAUAUAGCAAGCAUGACGACAUUUUAAAGUGGCUGCAAUGGAAUUGUUAUGAAAUUGCAAGAAUCAUUCGAUUGUGCGCAAAUACACAUUUUUUUAAUACAUCCUCGUUGAUUGUAACUAUGUGUCUAUGUAUAAAAGAUCGGAAUACAAUCAAACCAAUUUUAACUAGAAGUGAUAUUCCAGCCCUAGAAGAAAGAUAUGCAGCACCAAACAACCAAUUGCCAGUAACGGGGACAUUUGUUCCAGAAAAGUGGAUUACUAUUCUUGAUAACAAAGGGCUAACAUUCCACCAAGGAGACUAUGUGGCAGUGUUAGUUGGAGUAGACUCCAGGGGAAACAGAGAGUUCAAGUAUGCUAUAGUAAAGGAGAAAAUGCAGUCCACUGAUGACCAAGACCAUUCUACAGAGGAUAUAUAUUCAGAAUACAUGGUAGAAAUUGCUCCAAACAAGACAGAGAUGUUCAGAGCAUAUGAACUUUUUAGGUUUAAUAGGUCGAUUUUUUCAGAUACAUGCAAGCAGAGUACACCUAGACUUCAGAUGGAUAACAGAGCACUUGAUGACAUUUUCAGAGAAAUUGAGAGUACUCUAAGAAUAGCAUACAGUACAAGUUUUCCAAUGGAGGAGAGGAUAAAAAUUUGCAGAAGAUUGAUGUUCCAGUGGCAUCCAGAUAAAAAUCCAGAUGAUGUUGAGAGAGCAACUCGGGUAUUUCAGUUUAUUCGUACACAUAUUCAGAAUCUGGAAGAAGAAGAGGAACACAGAAAUUCAAUCGAAGUCAAUGUUCCAAAACCACCACAGCCAGACAUUUUUAAUGAUUUUGACAAAUGCAUAAACAGAGAUCAAGAUAUAAAAAAUAAACCACCUCAAAAGGAGUCAAAUCCCUCUGAAGCAAAUCGAUGGUUGGAGCAGGCAAAGCAUGACAUGAGAUUUGCUAUUGAGUCAUUAACAACUGAUAGUCACUACAAUUGGAUUUGUUAUAUAUGCCAUCAGGCAGCAGAAAAAAGCCUCACAGCAUGGCAGUAUUUUGAUGAUUCAACUAAGGUUUCAAACUCUGAAAACUUGAACAUUUUGCAUCAUGACUGUCCAGGAGAGCUCAGACGUUUAGCUAGAGAAUUACAAGACCUUACCGGCAGUGUUCGCAGGAUGAGAUAUCCUGACAAUAGACAUAAACCAUGGAGUUCGUAUACAAGAGAAAAUGCAGAAAAGGCAAUUGAGCUGGCCACUGCAAUGAUUGACAAAGUUGAUGAAACCAUUUAAUUAAACACACAACAUUCGUUGAUUUAAGUAUUGUAUUAGGUUUAUAAGAAGUGUAUCAAAUUUGUUGUACAUAUUGAGCUAAUGCUCUAUAUAAAGUUGAAAUUCAGUAUUCAGUAGAAG